This is a messenger RNA of Effrenium voratum, 666 nucleotides long. The record is from the annotation of a GenBank genome assembly. NCBI's taxonomy places the organism in Eukaryota, Dinophyceae, Suessiales, Symbiodiniaceae.
GCCGGGAGAAAAUCGUUUGCCAGUCGGGUGCGGCAAAUCUGGAGCCAUGAUCGGAGGAGGCAACCCCGUGAUGCAGCUGGUGCCCCUCGGGGUAGUUUUGCUGCUGCAGCAGUUUGACAUUGAACAGAUGGGGUACGUCAUGCAUUUGCGCGUCGUCUUUGGAAUCGUUCAGCUCUGCUGCCUGGGCAUGCUGAUGCGCAUCCGUGUGAAGAUCCUGGCCAUGGAAGACGGGGCCAAGCUCCAGGUGCCUGCCCAAGUACAGUUCGGGGUAGAAGUCAAGCCUGCCGUGGAGCAGACUAUCAAAGAGUAUGACGAAGCCAAGUGGAUGGAGCUGAUGCAGCAGCAGGUGGUUGGCUGCAUCGUCCUGGCCUGUAUUCAUGCGCAUUGGGGCUACGUCGUACCGCUGGCCAUCCAGACAGCCACUGCGCCUCUGCAGCUGCUGGAGUCACCCCUGGCCAAGAUCCACGCCCUUGGGAAGCCCGCACAGGGCUCUCUGAAAAGGCCCUUCCCGGCCCCGAAUCCUUUUGGCCUGCCGUCCAUGCCCGAAGCGCCAAAGGAAAAGAAGGAGGCCAAGAAGGACAAAGCGGCCAAGAAGAGCAAGUGAAGCUUGCAAAAGAGUGGCUCGCGCUUGUCACAUGCUGAAUCAGAGGUCACUCGCAAGAGGAG